This is a messenger RNA of Orbicella faveolata, 551 nucleotides long. RefSeq lists its product as uncharacterized. Gene Ontology annotation, molecular function: extracellular matrix structural constituent conferring tensile strength. Gene Ontology annotation, biological process: extracellular matrix organization. Lineage: Eukaryota; Metazoa; Cnidaria; Anthozoa; Scleractinia; Merulinidae. The record is from RefSeq and is a predicted model, not a curated record.
AUUGACAAUGUUUGAUUUAAAUGUAGGGGCCGCGUGGUUUGGAUGGAGCGGCUGGCGAUAUUGGAGCACCUGGAUUCGCAGGCCCCCGAGGUGAGGCGGGCCCACAAGGCAAGCCCGGAAUGACGGGCCCUCAAGGAUUGACAGGUCCUGCCGGUAAAACUGGAGUCCAAGGAGCUGCAGGACCCGAAGGACCAGCUGGAGGAACAGGACCAACUGGCGAGAAAGGAAAUACGGGUCCAGAGGGUGAGGUUGGACCUGUCGGUGCUCAAGGUAGACCUGGAGCUGAUGGGCUUCCAGGGGAUGCCGGACCUGUUGGUGAGCGUGGACCAAAAGGCGAAACGGGAGAGGAUGGGCAAGCUGGAAUUCCCGGACGAGAUGGUCCUUCAGGAAUGAGGGGACCCUCUGGGGAUCCGGGCAGUGCUGGAGCUCCUGGGCCGCCAGGGCCGAUGGGUGAUUCUGGCGGACGGGGACCCAGAGGCCAAAAUGGACCACCUGGAGAUCGAGUAGGUUGAAAAUGUUAUUGUUCAUUGCGCACUGACAUAUUCACUGUU